AUGGAUCAUGGUAGUUUUAUUAUAAACUCGAAAUCGGUUGAUUCUAUGCAAAAUAUUCCAUCAACAAGCAAAAUAAAUAAUAGCAUAUUUUCGUCAAUUACACCCUCCUCUCUUCCAUCAAUAGGAAGAACUAAUUCAGUUUUUGUUAACCCUGUCAGGAAUGAUGAAAAUCACUAUUAUCCAAUGACAAAAAUUCAAUUACCACCAGCAGGUAAUCCAAACGAAGGUUACUACAUAAAAGCUGUGGGACAUCAACCAACUCGCGAUUUAGGUUACGGCAGCAUGUCUAGUACAAGAUAUAACAGUAUUGAUUCGAACGCAGUUGAGUUUGGGAUGGGAAAUAAUUUAAGACAACUGGACAAAAUACAACAGCCACAGGAGGAUCCACACCAACAAUAUAUCAAUGUUCCUUAUGCGGUAGGAGAGAUGGUAACACAAAACCCAUACCCAGGCAGCUAUCCAAGUGGGAAAUAUCAAAGACGCACUACAAAUGUUUACGUUCCGGGAACUACUGCGGUAUAUCGCCCAACUUCGAAUAUUUCAGUGCCCGUUCCACAUAUGUAUCCCAAAACUGUCACAGAUAAUUCUAAUGUUGAGCCCACAUAUGAUAAAUUUAUUAGAGGUACUACUAACGAGUAUACUCCUCACAAUUCAACAUAUCCCCAAUCAAUAUGCCAAUUUACUCCAGCUAUUGUUAACCCUUCACAACAGCAGCAGCAGCAACAAAUGGUGCAAUACCCAAUGCAGGAACAGCAUUACCACUAUCAGUUGAGUACUGAUCAUCAGGAUGUCUCUCAAUAUGGGAAAAUACCAAACCAUUUCCAUAAGAAGAAAAUUAAUCAAUGUAAUAUAUGUGGUAAGAUAUUAACGAGACCUAGCUCUUUACAUUCUCAUAUGUUCGUACAUACUGGUGAUAGACCAUAUAUUUGUAAAUGGCCUAAUUGUGGGAAGACAUUUAAUGUGAAAAGUAAUAUGAAUAGACAUUACAAAUUACACUUGAAGAGACAGAUUAUUGAUGACAAACUAGGAAUCAAGAAUAAUGAAAGGAACAAAUUAAUAACUGAAAAUAAACCAUAUAUUCUUUCAAACAAUAAGGUGGGACAUUAA
Maudiozyma saulgeensis is the source of this 1107-nucleotide messenger RNA. NCBI's taxonomy places the organism in Eukaryota, Fungi, Ascomycota, Saccharomycetes, Saccharomycetales, Saccharomycetaceae. The record is from the annotation of a GenBank genome assembly.